This is a messenger RNA of Ctenopharyngodon idella (grass carp), 2303 nucleotides long. RefSeq names its product eukaryotic translation initiation factor 5A-1. The transcript has 6 exons. Gene Ontology annotation, biological process: positive regulation of translational termination; positive regulation of translational elongation. Gene Ontology annotation, molecular function: translation elongation factor activity; RNA binding; ribosome binding. Lineage: Eukaryota; Metazoa; Chordata; Actinopteri; Cypriniformes; Xenocyprididae. The record is from RefSeq and is a predicted model, not a curated record. Bases 366 to 833 code for a protein of 155 amino acids.
GCAGUUAAGAGGAAACGGCUGAGGUUCAUUUCAUGGUAUAUGAGGUUGACUUCGUACGGAUUGGGAGUGAGUGAGCAAGAGAGAGAGACCGAGGGAGGGAGAGAGAGAGGGGGUAAGAAAAAGAGAGUUUAGGAUUCACGCUUUGGGUCAACCAACUAAACGUGUUGCUCAAACUGAGAGGGGGAUACGAAACGCUUGUAAUGACAGCAGCGUCAGGAUAGCUGAAUUGCGUGAGUAAACACAAGAGGCAUCGCGCAGCUGAUAGCAACAAAUCAGGCAGACAGAUCCGAGAGAGAAGACAAGAAUAAGGGAUAUCCAGUUGGGUUGCCCCGAAAGCGUGGACAAGGCUGUAAACCAGAAAAGACAUGGCGGAUGCUGACCUGGACUUCACAACAGGCGAUGCCGGUGCUUCUGUUACCUACCCCAUGCAGUGCUCUGCUCUGCGCAAAAAUGGUUUUGUGGUUCUAAAGGGUCGACCAUGCAAGAUUGUGGAGAUGUCCACAUCUAAGACCGGUAAACAUGGACACGCCAAGGUUCACAUGGUGGGCAUUGACAUCUUCUCUGGCAAAAAGUAUGAGGAUAUCUGUCCCUCAACCCACAACAUGGACGUCCCUAACAUCAAAAGAAUGGACUACCAGCUUAUUGGCAUACAGGAUGGCUACCUGUCUCUGCUCCAGGACAGCGGUGAGGUCAGAGAAGACCUGAAAAUGCCAGAGGGAGACCUAGGCAAAGAGAUAGAAAGCAAGUUCGAUGCUGGUGAGGAAAUCCUGAUCACUGUCCUGUCUGCUAUGAAUGAGGAGGCUGCAGUAGCCAUCAAAGCCAUGGCUAAAUAAAACACAGCAGGGGUUGACAAGAUUCACUGGACCUGGAUAGGAGAGAAUUAGACCUCAGCAAUGCUAUCCUCCCUCCUUUUUCAUUCUUUCUUUAUUUCUCCCUCUCUCUCUUUCUGUACUUUAUAGCCCAUCUGUAGGUUAAAAACUAGGAAAUAAAUUUAAUAAUCAAAAUGUUCCAAACAAAAUUUUAAUUCUUGUGGAAUUCAUGGACAGUGGACUAAAGCACCAUAAAGAUGUAUGGCAGGGCUGGGGAAUUUAUUUAUUUUUUAUUUAUUUUUUUUGAGAAGGGCACCUCAUAACUAUUUAAUAGUAUGAGUGUACCCUUGUUGACACUUUUUUAAAAAAAAAAAAAGAUAACUACCCCUAAUAUGUUCUUUGCUAUCUUAAAUCACAGUAGCAAAUAGCUAUAAGAGGUCCAUUAUGUGGUUCAUUUUAUUUAUGAGCAAUUACAGUGCAGAGGGGAAGUGAAAAACAUUCAAGCGCAGAAUCUCCAGUGAAGGACAUAUACAAAGGCAAUGAUAUGUGUAAUAGGAUGCAGUUUUGUAUCACAGGACCAAGUGUUCUGCUUAACUUCCCUUUUAUCUUCCAGUAGCUUUAAGCAAAAUACCCUUAGGCAGGAAGUGACAGUAUCACACAAGCUGGUGAACUGAUGGAUGCAGGAAGACUUCGGAUCACUUUUAGCGCCACCCCGUUCCAAAAAUAUAAAAAUACGCUAAGAAUGAGACCGAUAACAUGCAGGAAGCCAGCAACACCAUUUUAUCAAGAUUUCCCAAGUAUUUGCUGUUUGAGUAUGCUGUGAGGUGGAAGGAGGUGCCAUAAGCCUUAGAUCUCUUGUUGAAAUAAACACAAACUUCUGCCUGUAAUGUACUCAGUCUUGGCCUAUAAUGGUUUGCUUAAUGCUUUCUGUUCACGCUUGACAGACAAAGAAACAAGUACCCCAAUUCUUUUAAGUUUGAGGGUUGGAUGAUAUUUGAGAGAGGGGGAAAAAAAAAAAGUUAAUUGUCCCCUUUAAAAUCAAUUGUGUCCUAUGUAGGCCAGAUUGACUCAUGUACAUUACACUUGACUACAGUAUGAGUAAUGUUAAGUUUUUGUUUUGCGAGAUUGUGAUUCAAAAAUAAAAUGGAAUAAACAGAAAUUUGUAUUCUAGCAAGACAACCCAGCCAAUAUUAAAAAAGAGCACAUAUAAAUCAUGUUUUUAUUUCAAUUUGUGAUGUGUUUUAGCUCGUUCGUGGUGUAAUAUAUUGACCACAGUGGCAUAACUGCUGCUGGCAAACUCCAAGAAAAAAGGUAUUAAAAGACAAAACAACAGUUAUUUGAAAAAGUAUUCUUCAUGUAAUGUAGCACAUAUCUUACAGAUCUAAAAUCUAUUAAACAGCAUUACUAACACUUCAAACUUACUAUAAAGUUAAAAUACACAGACAAAUCUUGUUAGAUUUCAGUAAAAAAAAAAAAAAAUCAAAAAAAAAAAAA